This is a messenger RNA of Drosophila kikkawai, 5609 nucleotides long. RefSeq names its product doctor no (gene drn). Lineage: Eukaryota; Metazoa; Arthropoda; Insecta; Diptera; Drosophilidae. The record is from RefSeq and is a predicted model, not a curated record. Gene Ontology annotation, molecular function: DNA binding; zinc ion binding.
GCUCAUUUCAGUUCGAGACUUCAGUUGGAGACUUCACUUCGCGUUUGGAGGAUAGGAUCAGAUCCACAAUUACCCACAACUGUCAUCGUCAGCGCAGCGACUUGCUAACUAAUCGAAAGAAAUACUGUAGAAUAAAGUAAAGAAAUCGCGCUCCCCUCCCUCUCUCUCUCCGCCCGUUCGCCUUGUUCGCUGGUGUGUGCGCCGCGAUAAAUCAGAAAAUCAGUAAUCCGAAAUCGGAAAACUGCCAGCGUUUCGCUCGCAGCUCGCAGUUCGCAGCUGAGAAAAACCGCAGGACGCAGCUCUCCUGCACUCUGCGUGUCGUCGUGUGCGUUAGUUAGUUGUGCCCAAGGAAAAUCGAAAAUCCUGCUUGGUUCCUCGCAAACGGAGAGAAACCGUUUUAAAAAGCAAAUGCAAACGAAAGAAGAAUAGAAAACAACUGCGUCGUGCACCAUUUUGUGAUAUAUUAUUUGCCCCUUCUCCUGCAACAACGAUCCCUGUGCAAUUCUCUGUAAAAAAAAAUUAAAUAAUUACUAGCAACCAAUUUAAUUACUGCGAAACCAUCAAAACGAAUAAUUUCCAACUGUGAUCCGAACAAAAAACUCUGAGUUUUUGUUUCAAGCCUGUGUAAUUUCCACGAAACGGAUUGGAAAACUCGUACCGCGAAUUAUUUGCAGUCACGAAUCAAAACACAAGCGCAGCCUAAUAAUUGGACGAACUGAUUUAACAACAGUUAAACUGAGCGCCGCAAAUCAACAGCAAAAAUAAAAACAACAGUUGCGAGUUGCAAGUUGCUAGUACGUUGCACGUUGCCAAUUUGAAAUUGCACGCUUCCACGACUGAAAUCCAAGCAGGAAGGAAAGGAGCCGCCGGUGCCGCUGCCACACAGCAGGAAGAAGCCGAGGAAACUUCGCUGGGCGAAAGUAAAAUCAGAGAGAAACAACCAAUCCGCAUCAGCACACUCACAGAGGCGCUCUAGCCAGCCAUGGAACGUGAAUCCAACCCAAUGCAACCCAUGUGCCGCUCUGGUUGCGGCUUCUAUGGUAACCCAGCCACAGAUGGUCUCUGCUCCGUAUGCUAUAAGGACUCGCUUAGAAAAAAGCAACAGCCACCUGUGAGCAGCACACCUGUCUCCGUUCCAAGCCCACAACCUAGCCCCACAUUCAGUCCGGCCAUUGCAAUCACCAACACCGCACAGCCCACAGUCACCAGUUUACAACAGCCACACAACGAUGUUAAAGAGAAAAUCACCGAUGAAGCCGCCGCUGCUGCCAAAGUCAAUAGCGAAGCCAUCACAUCGGCGACUGGUCCAAACACUUCCACACAAGCAGCCGCCUCGGCCAACGAGGAGGAUGAUAAGGACAAGGAAGACGAUAAGGAUGCCAAAAAGAAGAAGAACCGAUGUGGCGAGUGCCGCAAGAAGGUUGGCCUGACCGGUUUCCAGUGUCGCUGCGGCGGUCUGUACUGUGCCGUGCAUCGUUAUUCUGAUAAACAUAACUGCACAUUCGAUUAUAGAGAGCAUGGCGCACAGGAGAUUCGGCGCAACAAUCCGGUUGUCGUUGGCGAGAAGAUUCAAAAGAUUUGAAUUUCGAUAUUGUGCCAGUAACAGUAAACAGUAGCCGUAGAAUGAUAAUAACCAACCUAAACAUAAUAAGAGUAUAUAUAUAUGCUACGCUAUAAACAACCCACAACCAACAACAGAAGAAGAAGAGCAAAGAAACACACACACACAAAUCCACACAGAGAGUAAUAAUACUAUAUGAAUCGAUAUAAACUGUAAUUGUAAUUGUAAUUAUAAUGUAAACACCAGCAAAGGCAACAAUAGUACAGAGAAACGAUAACCAAAUACCCCGCAUAACUGCAGUAGCAACAACCUGGAACAACAACGGCAGCCAUUUCGAUGCUCAACAACAAGGUGAAGGAUAGAAGCAAGCAUUGCCACCCAUCAGCCACGUGCAGCACAAGGAGCAGCAAGCAUGCAGCACCUUUGUACAUCUUGAACCAGACGUGUAACAGCGUUAGAGCAAAGUGCAUACAAAUAAACACGACGGCUGAGAAUGGCAAUUGUUGGAAGCGGCAGCAAUAUAACAUCGUUCAUCCAUCCAUCAUCAAGCAACAUGGAACAACCAACAAGCAGCACAACAACAACAACUACUACAAUAACAACCGAUGGACCUUGGUCGCCUGCUGAGCUGGGGCUGAAUGAAACCGUCUUGAAGGAAACAACAACUACAACUGCUAGAACAACAACAACAACACCUUUCAUCGACUAGUGUUGAAUCAUUUUAUUUUUCUUUUGUUAUUCCAAAAAAAUACAAUUUGCAAAUUGUUUGUAUUUAGCUAAAAACACACACACCGCCACAUUUACAACGACAAGCAAGCACACAACAAAAAUCAACCAUUGUUACCAUGUUACAUACAACGCAACAGCUUUUAAGUAAGACGAUGUGUGUCUUUUGUUUUUGUAAUUUGUUGGAGUGUAUUAAAUAAUAAAAAAAAAAUAAGAAAAAGUACGAAAGCAUAUAGAAAAAAAACUUCAAGAACAAAAUUUAACAAGCCCCCCAAUCACACACAAACACACACACCAACCAACUCUUUCUCAAUUCUUAAUUAUCAGCUACUAAAAUGAAGAAGAAAAACAAAACAAAAAACAAAUAUAUAUUAAUUAAUUAUGUAUAUGUAUUAAAAAGAGAAAAAGGAAAGAAAAAAAUAUGCAAAAUUUAAGCGUAAAAAAACAACAAAACCCUCACCAUAAAACAAAAGCAAAAAAAAAUGUAAAAAAAAAAACAAAACAAAACCUGAAGAAAAGAAACCAAGAAUAACGCAAUUGUGUAGAAGAGAGAGAGCUCCUUAAAACAGUUUGCUAUAAAACCAAGACCACGCCAAGCCAAGAUAAAAGCGGAAAAGAGAAAUUGUGCGAGCGAGGAGAGAGUUAAGCCAGGGAGAGAGAGAGCGAGAGCAGGGCGCGUUUAGUGUAAAGCAACUUGGAGCAUAACAACUCCCUAAUUUAGAGAUAUAUAAAUAUAUAAUUAUGUAUAAUUAAUUAGUGAAUCAAAGCAGGCAAAUGCAGUGCAAGCGGCGUUUUUUUCUUCGUUUUACGUUUUACCUUUGGCCCCCCCUCCUGUUCCCUGCCCACCCCCUCUAACAUAAAAUUGAAUUGAUUUUAAUUUUGAUUAAUUUUGUCGAUGAAUUAUAUACAUUUUAUAUGCAUAAUAUUAACUAUAUCUCUACUACAUCUACAUAACUGGUAGGCUACAUGUACAUGUAUAGUUUUCUUUUUUGGUAUAUGCACGUUAAGGCGAAAAGCGAAAGAUUUAAAAACCAGCUAAAAAACAACACUUAUUCUAUAAAUAUAGAAAGGGCGAAAAGAGAGUGGUUACAAAAGAAAAUUCAGCAAACACACAAAAAAUUUGAAAUGCAAAAUAUACACACAAUAAAUAUAUAUGGUUCGUCUUUAGAUUUCUUUAUUGCUUUAAGCGUUAUUUAGUUUUUCUUUGUUUAUAUUAAAAACACACACACACACACACAACAAGCAAACAGUUUUUAUUUCCGCUUUCUCUUCAUUCUGUAGUAAAUAAUUUACAAUUUUUAUUAAAAUCAAUUUACACCUAUGCAAAUAUAAAUUUAAAACUAGCGAUAAUGUGUUGUUAACCCCCUAAAACUUAAAUACAAAAAUGAAAAAAAAAAAAUCAAAAACAAAAACAAAAUUUUAAGUAAAACUAAAAACUUAUCAAUAACAACAAAUGGAAAUAUUGCAAUAAAUUUUGAUUCUACAAUUAAAAAAAGAAAGAAAAGAAACUCCCUCACGACCAACCAAUAAUCUAUGACACACACACAGAACUGAGUGAAAUCGUUAUCCUUUCGCAGGAACAGAAGCAAAAUGAAAGCCGACACCAAACUCGCCUUUAACCAAACGCCUUUCUCCACACUUUUCAGACAAGACACAAAACCAGGUUGAUUACUGGCAAAUAAGAUCAGUUUCUAGCUAGCCAAGUGCCCUUGGUCACCAGAGGCAAGGCUAGCUACAGGCUGAUGGGCGGAAUCUGGGGCUCAAAGCGGGUCACCACAUCUCAUAGAGACCCUCAUUGGGCGCCAAAGAUUCCUAAGCAACAGAGCAAUAGUCAAAGUCCAGCCGUAGGAGUGUUUAGUCAAAACAUUUGAAUUGUACAAAAUCAGAGAGAUGGAAAUGAAGGGAAAUAAACAAAACAUCAACUAGAAACCGACUUCAAUAUUUAAUUAUUACCGAAAGAUGAAAAGCAAGUGUACAGAUCAAGAAAUAAAUAAAAAAGAGAAAUUAGGGAUGCAACCAGCAACAAGAACAGCAAAAUGUCAUUUUAAUUUUAAUUUAUCCACCAUAAAGAAAAGGCAACCACUUUACAUUUUAUACGUAUAUCAUAAUUUAACGCAUUAUAAAAACCCUUAAAAUUAAUUAGUAAAAUUGUACACCACACACGCAAAACGGGGGAAGAAUUUUAAGAGAAAUAACAAUACAAGUUCAGCACAGUUUACAAAAUGUUUCAGUAAUAACUUCAAACGAUAAAUAAGAGUAAUAUUAUAUACUUGAACAAGUUUCUGUAUUCUUUGCAUAGUUGUAGGUUUUCAUUUUAAAAUAAUUUACGAUAGUUUACCAUAAUUUACAAUGCUUUAGUGUGCUUUUAGUUGAAAUUGUGUUUAUAUGUUUAACGAAACAAAUAAGAAGAGUAAAGUGAAAAGGCAAAUAAUAAUUAUAAAACUAAGCGUAAUAAAAAACUUUUAUUAUUAUUAACCAACCAACGUUUAUUCUAGUAGUUUCUUAUUAAUAAUAUUUACCAUUACCAUUAAUUAUUAAUUAUGAUUUAUAUAUAUUUUUUUUUGUUGUGUGCACACCUCUUAGUCACUUUUGCGCUUAUAAGCUAAUCAAGCCACACAUACACACACAUACAACCCCAACCUGAUCCUGAACCCAAUCCUGAUCCAGUACCCAACCAUCCGGAUCUUAUUCCGCAAAAAAAAAAAUACUAUUUGUGUUGAAUCUUUUGCAAUUGCUAGCCGAAUUUGAUGAUUGUUUCGAUUCUUACCUUUUUUGGAAUAUGUGAACACUGUUUUGUUGAAUGGAAAACCGGAAACGGAAACGAAACGAAAUUAGUUGACAUAAGCGUAUGAAUGGGAUAUUAUUAUUAUGAACCUUAUGAAUGCAUCCAAUCUAUCUACAGCCACUUUAUGCGUAUAUAAAUAUUGUACUAAUGUGUAAUUUGUAAUUAAAAGCGAAGAAUAUCUGCGACCAGGUGAGGUGAGAGAGCGAUAGUAGGAGGUGGUAACAGUGAACAUAUAUUUAAAACACAGAAACGGUAAAGCUAGAAAAUCUAAAUAGAAAUAGAUAUAUACAUGCAUAUAUACCUAUAUAUAUAUAUGACCCUCAGAUCUGAGCGUAUAUAAGAGCAACAACUAUUUUAAUUAAACUUAAACAAAUGCAUAAACAAAUACAAUAAAAAAAUAGAAGAUAAAACAAGAGCAACCACAACAAAUUUCACGAACGAGAAAACCCAGAUGAACUUCAAGAUUUAUAUAGCUAACUAAAGAGAUCAAGAGAUAUAAUGUUCAAUAAAUGGCGAUUAUAUAAUUUUUAAAAACAA